AGCUGCCUGUGCCGUGUUGAAACUUCAUGGACACAGCCCCAGGCCCUGCUGGCAUUGCCAUGGGCAGCGUGGGCAGCCUGUUGGAACGGCAGGACUUCUCCCCUGAAGAGCUACGGGCAGCACUUGAGGGGUCCCGAGGCUCCCGCCAGCCUGAUGGGCUCCUCCGGAAGGGCUUGGGCCAACGUGAGCUCCUCAGCUACUUGCACCUCCCUAAGAAAGACGGCAAGACCACGAAGCGGGCUGCUCGGAACGAGCCUGCUGACUAUGCCACCCUCUACUACCAGGAACAUCCCCGGGCCGGUGACUUCAGCAAGACCUCGCUGCCCGAGCGGGGACGUUUUGACAAGUGCCGUAUUCGCCCAUCGGUGUUCAAGCCUGUGGCAGGCACCGGGAAAGGCUUCCUGUCCAUGCAGAGCCUGGCGGCCCACAAGGGCCAGAAGCUGUGGCGCAGCAACGGCAGUCUGCACACUCUGGCCUGCCACCCACCGCUGAGCCCAGGGCCCCGGGCCAGCCAGGCACAGGCCCGUGCCCAGCUGCUGCACGCCCUCAGCCUGGACGAGGGCGGCCCCGAACCCGAGCCCCUCCUGUCUGACUCCUCCAGUGGGGGCAGCUUUAGCCGCAGUCCUGGCAUGGGGCCUGGCCCCUUCAGCUCCUCCCUGGGCCACAUUAACCACCUUGGGGGCUCCCUGGAUCGUGCCUCUCGGAGCCCAAAGGAGGCUGGGCCACUGGCCGGGUUGAACUGCCUGCCUGAGCCCCCACCGCCCUAUGAGCUCUCUUGCCACACUGCCGAGGAGGUGGUGGCCAUGCUCCCCGACACCUGUGAGGAUCUCAAGAGAGGCCUCAGUGACCAGGAUGGCAUCAAUCACUUCACACAGGUGAGGGAGAUGCAUCAGCGCCUCUGGCUCUCUGAGCUGAAGCGCCUGUACCUGGAGCGGCUGCACGAGGUGGCCCAGAAGGCUGAGCGCAGCGAGCGAAACCUCCAGCUACAGCUGUUCAUGGCCCAGCAGGAGCAGCGCCGCCUGCGCAAGGAGCUGCGGGCACAGCAGGGCCUGGCCGCUGAGCAUCGGCCUCCAGAGGCUGACCCCAACACUCGGCCAGAGGAGGACGCACGAUGGGAGGUGUGCCAGAAGACAGCGGAGAUCAGCCUCCUGAAGCAGCAGCUGCGGGAGGCCCAGGCCGAGCUGGCGCAGAAACUGGCCGAGAUCUUCAGCCUAAAGACACAACUUCGGGGCAGCCGGGCACAAGCCCAGGCCCAGGACGCAGAGCUGGCCCGGCUGCGCGAGGCUGUGCGGAGCCUGCAGGAGCAGGCCCCCCGGGAGGAAGCCCCAGGUAGUUGUGAGACUGAUGACUGCAAGAGCCGGGGGCUGCUGGGGGAGGCAGGAGGCAGUGAGGCUGGGGAUGGUGCUGAGCAGCUGCGGGCUGAGCUGCUGCAGGAGCGACUCCGAGGCCAAGAGCAGGCGCUACGCUUCGAGCAGGAGCGGCGGACCUGGCAGGAGGAGAAGGAGCGGGUGCUGCGCUACCAGCGAGAGAUCCAGGGGGGCUACAUGGACAUGUACCGCCGCAACCAGGCACUGGAACAGGAAUUGCAGGCGCUGCGGGAGCCCUCCACACCCUGGAGUCCUCGGCUUGAGUCCUCCAAGAUCUGAGGCCAGUGGAGAGAGCUGACAGCAGAAGCACCGUCAGAAGAAGGCUUGGGCAAGCCCUCCCUGAGAUGGCCGGCUCCUUCCUGACAUUGAAAUGGGGCAGAAUCUGCUGAAGCCAGCCAGGGCCGGGGAGGCUCGCCGAGAGGAGGGAUCCCAGAGGGGCUGUGGGCUGGGUAGGGUGCCAGCAGCAGGAGCCAGGUCCAGGCCCACCUUGGCUGAAAAGUACCCCUGCAGGACCCAGCCUGUUCCUGGAGUAGGUGUGGCCCUAGGAAAGGGAGACUGGGAGAUGAGGCGCUCAAGAUGUAGAUGGGCAGGCAUGAGGGAGGAAGGCUGGGACAAUAACAUUGGCCUCCCCCAGAAUAAAACCACGUUUUCUAUGAG
This is a messenger RNA of Myotis davidii, 2024 nucleotides long. It is a transcript of the gene N4BP3, whose product is annotated as NEDD4 binding protein 3. The coding region runs from base 27 to 1646 and encodes 539 amino acids. The record is from RefSeq and is a predicted model, not a curated record. Lineage: Eukaryota; Metazoa; Chordata; Mammalia; Chiroptera; Vespertilionidae. The transcript is spliced from 5 exons. Gene Ontology annotation, cellular component: cytoplasmic vesicle.